UACAACUGCGGAUUGGAAUCGGAAUCAAAAAUGAAUGACUUAAGGCUCGGCUAAAAUGUGAUUAUAUCUGCCUGCCCAAAAGGCAUGCCAUAUGAGAAACAAAAAUUAUAGUAUUCUACGUAUAUGUGUGUGUGUGUGGAGUGGAAUCUUGAAUUUUUUGCCCACAACAAAAAACUAAUUAGAAUUUGUCCAAGGUCUAUAUUUUGGGCAUACGAAUAAAAUACGUGUUUUUCCACAAAAAAAAAAAAAUACAAAUUAAGAAGUGCGAAGUGCGAGUCGAAACUCGUUGUCGUUGUGUAUAUAAGAGUGGUAUUAUAUUGUGGCAUAUGAAAGACCGAAAAAUCUAAAAUCCAAAAAAGCUCUACCCUUGCACCGGUGAUUAAAAUUUUUUGGAAAAUUGUGUGUGUGCGUGUUGUGUGGGCUUUUAGAAAAUUAAAGUUGAAUUACGAGCAAAGCGGCCAGCAAAAGUGAAGGCCGCUUGGGGGUUGUUCUCCAGAGGCAGAGGCAGCCCCAAAAAGAAAAAGAGCGAAUAAAAACUCCACCCGUGGUUAGCGUCAUCAACUCAUUUUAUGUGUUGUUGUCGUGUGCGUGAGAAAAAUCAAUUUUGCAUUUAAACUGACAUACAGACGGAAUCGGAAUCGGAAUCAGGACAAAAGGACAAGGCUGGUUGUUUGUGAGUGGAUGACCGAUGACAUUUUGGCCGCAAGAGAAGCGUAUUAGAAAACCGAUGCUAUCAUGGCUGAUAGCACAGAACCAGGCAGGCAUAAGGAUCCAACCAUAGAUAAUGCCGGCGCUGAUGGAAUUCAAGGAGCCGCUGCUGCCGCUGUCGGCACUGACGUGCCCCCAAUACCAGCUGUUCGACGUCGCCAUGCGCAUGCGCAGAAAACCAUUGAGCGCGUCGAGGAAACAGGACAAGAAUGCAAACAGCUGGAGACAUCGACGGUGACGCGUACAUACAUGAAGACCAUUACCACGUCACUGACCACCUCCAGCGAUAACAAUAGUAGCAGCAUCCACGUCGAGACACCGCCGCAACGCUUGCGCCAAAAGGUGGCACAAUACGAGAAGGUUUGGUCCACCGAUGGCGCCGGCAAACGUCCGGCCGAACAGGGUGCGGAUGAACUGCGUCAGGAGCAGCAGGCCGAUGAUUACGAUGAGGAGAAUCCCUUCGAUAUCGAUGUGCAUGAGAUUGAGCGGCGAUUGCGCGAGGAGCGACAACGCGGCUUGGCCGAGGCAGAGGCAGCUAAGCUGGCCUUUCAGCAGGUCCAUUUGCGGCACACGCCGCAAUCGGCGCCACGUCGCGUUGAGGUGACCAGCGAACAGACGCCGAGUCCGUUUAAUGUGACCCUGAAGACCACCAGCAAGUUGAGUCCUGGCGUCGAGUUGAGCAAUGUCGAGGAUCAGCUGUCGCCGUUCAAUGUGACGUUGCGCACCACACGACGCACAACCACGGUGAAGCACAAUCAGAGCCGUCAAACGGAACUGGAACGCUUCCUCGAUGGCGAGCGUUUGGUGCGCGAGGUGCCAGCUGCCGAUGGCGUGCGUACGAUAAUCACCUCAUCGAUGACUAGGGAUGGCGGCUAUACCGAGGAAAAGAUUUAUCGCCAUGGCGAGGGUUACGUGUCGCCGCGAGAUUCGCCCUCGUGGUCGCGCUCCAGCGUGUCGAGUGAACGUUCGAGUGUCACGUCGCCGCAUAGCGUUGAUAUGACCGCAGGUGGGAGACGCAUACUCAUUAAGCUCGAGGAUGAAUCGAUGGAGAGACGUGAAAUGAGCGAAACAACGAGGUGUGAACACGAGCAGCAACACGAUGAAACUGAUGGCUCGGUGCGAGCACGCAUUAGGCAGUUUGGUGGGCAGGACGAGGAUGCUAUGGCAACGGUAACGGGUAACAUUGACAUUACCGUGGGUAGCAACCCCCGCAGGCGGCGUUUGUACCAACAAACAACACUGCAAGUGGGUGGCAACGAGACACAGCCACAACAACAGCAACCGAAGGAGGAACAGGAACAGCAACAGCAACAGCAACAACAACGACCACCACGUCCAAGCGAACUGUCAUGGCAAACAACGGGUAAAUCAACAACAACAAAGACAAUGCUUACAUCCACGCCGAUUGGCACGAAGGAGCAACCGCAAACAGCAACGCCGGACGCCGAAGUGUUUAGUCCAGCUGCAACGUGCCAAUUGCGCGGUUCUUCAGCGGAAGAAUCCCGGAAAAUUGUAAGCCACAAGAAAACGAUAACCACCAGCAGCAGCAGCAGCACAACGACAAAAUCGUCCUCUACGUCCUCCUCGUCUACGUCGCGCAAAUCCGUCGGUUUCCCAUCCGCUUCGAACGUUGGCGGUGAUAUCUCGUUUACGGCAACGCAAAUACGCAUCGUUGACGAUUCCGCGGACGCGACGGACGUCAUCGAUAACGAUUCCGAUACGGAAGGUGUGCCGGCUAGUAGUCUUGUGAUUGUAUCGACACCAACGCGGGAACGUUCCACAACACCCACAACAUCGCCUUGUACGCCGCACGCAUUAAGCGGCAUUGGCACUUUUAGCAAGAGUCUGCGCCAGGAUUAUCAGACUCAAGCAACACAAAGUGGCCAAAAGGGCAACGAACACCACGAACACGAAUACCAGGAAUUCCAAUCCACAAUGGCUUCGAUCAAUUUCCAACGAAGCAAUUCCCAGUACGACAGCCACAUCAAGGAGAAACGAGAGGAGCAAGAACGUGUGCAGAAGAAGACAUUCACUAAUUGGAUUAAUUCAUACCUAUCGAAGCGUGUUCCACCGCUUCGCAUUGAUGAUUUAAUCAACGAUUUACGCGAUGGCACGAAACUGAUUGCGUUGCUCGAAGUUUUGUCCGGCGAACGUUUGCCCGUGGAGAAGGGCCGCGUUCUCAGACGUCCACAUUUCCUUAGCAAUGCCAAUACAGCUCUACAAUUUUUAGCCAGCAAACGUAUCAAAUUGGUCAAUAUUAAUCCCGCAGAUCUGGUGGAUGGGAGACCACCAGUUGUGUUGGGUCUGAUAUGGACGAUCAUAUUGUACUUCCAGAUCGAGGAGAAUAGCCGCAACCUAGAAUAUUUGGGUCAUGGUAUUGGCGGUUCGGUUAGCUCACUCGACAGUGUUGGCAAUCAUAAGGCUGGUGGUGAUCUAAGGGCUGAGAAAUGGAAGCAAGGUGCCAAGAAAACGCUACUCAAUUGGGUAACAAACGCCUUGCCAAAAGACAGUGGUGUGGAGGUGAAAGAUUUUGGCGCCAGCUGGAGAGAUGGCGUCGCUUUCCUCGCACUUAUCGAUGCAAUUAAAGCGAAUCUGGUUAAUUUAGCUGAGCUAAAGAAGACUAGCAAUCGUCAGCGUUUGGAGACUGCUUUCGAUGUGGCCGAAAGCAAAUUGGGCAUUGCCAAACUAUUGGACGCUGAGGAUGUGGACGUACCCAAACCGGAUGAGAAGAGCAUAAUGACAUAUGUGGCACAAUUUUUGCACAAGUAUCCCGAACCAAAGGGUGCAACACGCGACGAGUCGCAUGUGCAACAAGAAGUGAACGAAUUGCGUCGUUUUCUGGUGGAGAAGACCACCGAAUACGAACCAAUGGUGAUGAUGAAUUCAUUUCCACGCGAUUUUAGUGAAUAUCUAUUGGCACGUUCUGAAGUCGAUGCACAUUUGCCUGCUUACAACCGUCUGAAGCAAUUAACUGAGACUCAGAGCGGUUUUCUGCAGGUCUCACGUCAAUCGUGGGAUGAAAUUAACGAGCUGUGGCAGCGCCUUCAAUACCAGAUGAUGUACUGGCUCUGGCUAUUGGACGCCGAGCUGCCCGGCGAAUUCGGCAUUGUGGGAAAAUGGCUGGCCGAAGCCGAAAAACUGCUCAUGGACAAUGACAUACCCAAUGCAAUGAAUGAGGAGACAGCUGCUGUCAUCAGUAGAAAGUUGGAGGAGCAUAAGCUGUUCUUUGCCGAUCUGCCACGCAUUGUGGCCAUGUUCGAUAAUGCCAAGCGCUCUCCGCUGGCUCAACAAGUGCCGCUCGAGCAGCUGCGCAACAUGGAACGACGCCUUCAAGAGGUCGCGCCCAAGGCGGCUGAACGUCGCAUUCGCUUGAAAUUCCUCGAGCACAAGUGCUGUCUGAUUGCCUUCUUGAACCUAGUCGAGAACAAAAUGCGCGGCUGGACUGGCAAAUAUGGACAAGAGGAGAAGGUUGCCCAGCAGCUGGAACAAUACAAGAACUUUGUCUCACGCAACAAGAUCUUCCAAGAGUUCCAGAAAGCCUUUGUCGACAUGCAACAGGUGGUCGAUGAAUACAAGCGCGAAGGUAACGUGGCACGCAAGGAUAUCAAUGAGAUUGAUCGCUUCAUGUACGAGACUGAGGAGCGUUGGAAGCGUGUCUCCAUGGAGCUUAAGUGUUGCCAGAACUCUCUCGAGGAGGUCGUCAACUGCUGGCGCAACUGGAAUCAAUUGGCGCCCAACUGUGAAGAGUGGCUGCUGCUCGCCGAGCAGAAGCUCAAUCAAAGCGAAGACGAUCGCCUGGAGUUCUUCCAAGACAUUAGCGUGUGGAAGGACAAGUUUGAUGCGCUGGGCAAUGCUGCCAGCUAUCUGAUUGCCUCCUGUGAGGAACCCAUUGCCCAGCAACUGCGUCAACGUCAUGGCGCGCUCGCCGAGCGCUUCGAGCGUCUGUUUGCCAACACCAAACAGUACAUGCAUGCCGGUGACAUUAUUCGCUCGCGUCAAGAGUACAAGUCGGGCAUUGAGAAGCUCUCAAAGUGGCUGCGCGGUGCUGAGAGUGUACUGGAUAAGCGCCAGGUGUUGGGCAACAGCGAGCAGAUUCGCCGAUAUGGCGAGCAGCUGCAGCAGUUGGCAAGCGAAAUUGAUGAUAAUGAGGAGCUGUUCAAGACCAUCAGUCGCACCUUCCAAUCGCUUAUACAGGACUUGUCGCGCGACGAGGUUGACAGGAUGAUGAAGCUGCUUAAGCAGGAGAAGGAAUCGCUGGUGCGCAUACGUGCUCAGCUGCCUGCCAAGCUGCACUUGUUCCAUCAGCUGCAGAUACAGCAGGAGUCGCUCGAGGCCGGUCAAAAGGAGAUCCAUCAAUGGCUGAGCGAAGCGGAGCAACUGCUGGGCACACACAAUCUGGCCGGUGGUCGGGAAGUGCUCAACGAACAGCUGCACAAGCACAAGACCUACUUCUCAAGGACUGUCUAUUAUCGCUCCAUGCUGGAGAGCAAGAACAAGGUGUUCCAGAAUCUGCUGAACGCUGUGGCUGCCGAUGAUAAGAUCGAUACUGCACCAGCUGCUCAGCAAAUGCAACAACUGAAUGAGCGCUUCAAUUAUGUCAUUCAGAAUGCCGGCAAAUGGGAGCAGCGAUUGAACGAUGCUGCCGGUGGUUGGAGCAACUUCAAGGAUAACGAACGUGUCGUUACUGAAUGGCUGACUCAAGCUGAAUCCAUGUUGGUGGAGAAGCACAUUGAAUCGAAGACAACAAUUGAAACGCAAAAAUACUUCUUUGAUCAAGUCAACGAUCGUUGGAUGAACGAUCUGGUGCAGUCGGCACAGCAAUUGCUCACGACUUUGCCUGCCCAGGAACAACCAGCUGUGGUGCAAAGCGUAGAACAACUGCAAACGCGCUGGAAGAAUGUUCUUUCCCAGGCGCCAUUGCAUUUGCUGAAGCUUGACUUCCGUCUGGAUGAGAAUGUGUUCUAUCAAUCGCUUAAGGAUGUCGAAAAGGAGCUGCAACUGGAGCAACAGGCACUCAAUCGCAACGAGGAUGUUGACUCUAUUCUGCAGCGCAAUCAACAAUUCCUGCUGCAACAGGAUACCGUGCCGCGUUUGGAGCGUUGCCUGCAAAACAUGCAGCGUCUCGCACAGGCGCACAGGCAACAUCAGCCCGGAGACAUUAGUUUGGAUCAGGCUUAUGACAAUGCCAAGGCUCAGUGGCAACAAAUGUCCAACAAAUUGGCUGAUAUGCGUCAGACUUUGCAACAAAUCCCAGCACAAUGGCAAGGCUAUCAUCUGAAGUUCAAUGAGAUGAUCGACUGGAUGAACAGCGUGGAUCAAAGCCUCAAGAACAUUGUGAACGAGGUGAACACGAUGGAGGAGUUCGAAAAGGAAAAGGUUGUUUUCCAGAAAAUCUGCCAGGAUGCAGAUAACAAACGUGAGGACAUGAAAUGGCUUGUCAAAACAUUGGAUUCUCUGCUCAGCUAUGCGACCGAAGAUGAGGCCAAUCUGGAGCAAAAGAAACUGGAAGAUUUGAUUGCACGCUACAAGAAUCUGAUACCCACAAUUGAGAUUACCAUGGUCAAGACGGAAGUCUUCUCCAAAUGCUAUACAUAUCGUCGUGAGGUGCACGAAGUUGUUUGUCUGCUGACCAAGGUUAAGGAUCAGACGGCCAACAUUCCGGCCCCCGAUAGCUUGGAGCGUGUCAAUCGCCUCAUCGAGGAGCAACAGUAUGCCAUCAAUCAGCUCGAUCAUCAGCGGCCACACAUCAUGUCAAUGCUACAACGUGGACGUGAUCUAAGUAAGGAUGUGCAUGCUCCUGCCUUUGUCAAUACCGAAGUUAAGAAUCUGGAGACCGGCUGGAAUCAAGCCUACACAGAGACCUCUGACAAGCUGCAGGCACUGAAGGGCACUCAAGCGGUAUGGAGUGAGUUUGUCGAUCAGAAGAACGACAUCUUCUCCAUGCUGCAGACCGCUGAGACUGAGUUGCGUGCUCUGACGCCACUCCAAACCGAUCCCAAGAACGUUAGCCAGGAUCUGAAGUCGAAGCGUGAUCUGAAUGUGCAACUGCAACAGGCAUCGCACCAAUUGCUGCCCAAGUUGCAUGCUCUGAAGUCGGAAUUGGCACCACUUGCUGCCGCCGACAAGCGUCCCAUACUGGAGAAGGAGGUGACCGAGGUGGAGAAGAUGUUCUUCAAUACCAUGGAGCAUGUGAAGGAUCGUGUAGGUUACUUGGAAGACUACAGUGCCAAGUGGAACAACUAUAAGACACGUCUCGCAGAGCUGCAAGAAUGGGCCAACAAAGUGGCACCCAAGAACAUUGAAGCUUUGCAGUCGGAGGAUCUAACGCCCGAGGAGCGUGUCGUCAAGGUACAAUCCUUCAAACGUGUGCUGGGCGAACGCAUGAAGCAACUGGAUUUAUUGGCCGCUGAUGCAUCGGAGCUGGCACCGAAGGAGGGCAACGUUGCGGAGGCGAAGCGUCUGAAGGGUGAAAUCUCCAAAUUGCAGGAGGUGCUCAGUGCAAUCAACCGCAAUGUGGAUCAUCAGUCGCAGGCCGUGCAGGAGGAUCUGGUCAAUUGGCAGCAGUUCCAGGCUGGACUGCAACAGAUCAAGCCCGCCGUGGAGGAGAGCGAAGUCAAGGUAAAUAAUAUAGUUCCUAAGCCGAUCACACUUGAUGAAGCCGUUGCCAUGCAACAAAAUGCCAAACAAUUUGAAACACAAUGCCUGGAGCAAUUGGACAAACUCCAUGGCAUUUCAAACAUCAGUCAUAAAAUGUUAUGCAAAACCAAUGCCCCCGAUGAGUUAGAUGCAAUGCACUCCCGUUGGACGGCAGUCCAUGAAAAUGCAAAACAGGCGAGCGCCAAGCUCGAAAAACUUGUCGCCAAUUGGCAAUCCUUUGAUGCCGAUACCGCCAAACUGGAGGAUUGGAUCAAUCAGGGUGAACAGCAAAUGGGUAAGCGCCCAACCGUACUUAAUACGCCGCACAUUGACAAACUGGAGAAGGAGCUGGUCAAGCUCAAGUCUUUCAACAAUGAGAUUUCGCAGCAGCAAGCCAAACUUGUGGCCCUUGGACAAAAUGCCGAUCAGAUUAGUUUACAUUUGGCACCAGAGGGUGCUGCCGCUGUCAAGGAUCGCGUCAACUUGAUGAAGGGCAAAUUGCAGAAAUUGUCGGAGGCCACACGUGGCAACAUCAAUGAAGUCUCCGAUGCCAUUAUUUCUCGUCAAGAUUUCAAUGCCAAACUUGUGAACUUCUCCAAUUGGAUGGAGCAGUUGCGCAAUCAAGUCACCCAGGUGGAGGAAAUCAAUCCGGAACGCGUGGAGACAAGUCUUCAUGUCAUUCAUGCGUUGCUGCAAGAGCAUGCCGACAAGAAGCCUAGCUUCAAUGCAAUUUAUGAUGAGGUGAAACAAUUGGCUUUGGGCGCCACGCCUGAGGAGUCGAAUGCUCUUAAUGAUGCCUACACUGCGUUGGUGGUCAACUAUCAGAACCUCGAGUCGAAUAUGUUGCAAAAGAAGGCAGCACUCGAAAAGUGGACGGAGCUGUUGGGCUGGAAACAUGACACUGAAUCGCACUUGAAUUAUUUGAAGCAUCAACUGGACAAGCCUGAGGGACCUGCUGUCGAAGAACUGAAGAAGGUCGUCCAGGAGAUUGAUCAUCUUGGUCAAGGUUUUAGUUACUGGAAGGAUCAGGCUAAGCAGAUCGAUGAGAAUCCUGCUAUACAAUUGCGUGAUGCGUUGUCGCGUCGCCCCUUGAUUGCCACACAAAUUGUUAACGAUGUGGAGAACAAAUUGGAGAAUCUGAAGUUGCGUUCGCAGAAUCAGCAACAGCAACUCCAACAGAUGACCGUGCGAAAGGACAAAUUCCAUGCCCUUGAACACAACUUUGGUCAGGCAUUGGAGGAAAAUCGUGCCAAGCUUGAGGAGAUCCUCAAGCAACAUCCCAAUUUGCACAACAUCGAUCAGAUCAUUGCCGAUUUAGUGGCGCUUAAUGAGGCUCUCAAGUAUCAAGCAGAUCUGAAGGACCGCAUUCACGACGAAGGUUCACUGCUGAUGCGCGAGGAUAUUGCCAGCAUGCCAGCCAUACAGGAGAGUCUGCUCGUCUUGGACAAGAAUUAUGAUUCACUCCAGAACGAGAUUGCCGAUCGCAUACAGAAAUACAACCUGAUUAGUCAGGCAUUGCGUGAGUAUGCCGACUCCAAGGACAAGUUCUCCAAGGAGCUGAAAAAGGCCGAAGACCUGUUUAAUGCCAUACCCCAACAACCUGGCGAUGAAACUGAACUCCAUCAGGCCUCAGAGAAAACACGCAAGACCAUGGAACAACUGCGCAAGUCCAAGAUGAAUCUGGAUGAGCUCGAUCGUCGUGGCAACAAUGUUUGCAAGCUAUUUACUGCCAUUGGUGAAGCUGUGCCUCAGGAGGUGCCACAAGAGGUGGCCACUGCUAAGCAGCACUGGCAGGACUUGCACGACAAGACCGCGAAAAAUGCACAUGUCUACGAAACAGAGGCAGUUAUUUGGUCACAGAUCGAAGAUGCCAAGAAGGAUCUGUUGCCUUGGCUGUCGGAGACGAACCAAGGACUUUGCGACGCUGCGGACAAUUCAAUUGAAAUUGAAUUUGGUCCAAUGCGUUUAAGCAAAUAUCGUACUGAGCUGCCUUCUUACCAGGCCCUCAAGGACACCAUCAAAGAGAAGACAAACGACCUGGUUAAGAUUAACAACGGUGCCGAGAUUCCGGCUUUGAGUGCUCUCAAUCAGCUGCUGACCGAACAGUUUGCUGAGGUCAGCAAUAAUGCGGAUCGUUUGAGCGCCGUCACAACCUCGUUCAAUGAUCAGGAGCAGGAACUAAGACGUCGCACCAAGGUUGCAGGCGAACAGGUUAGCAAGCUGCGUGAGCAACUUAUCAAAUGCGAUGAUAUGUCUGGCGAUAACAAUAAGAUCAUGGAACGUUUGCUGCAAUGUCGUGCUCUGCGCGCUCAACUCGAGAACAGCGGCAAUGAGAUUGAGAAUAUCAAGCAAAAUGUGGAUGAGCUGCGUAAUUUGUAUCCAACAUUUAAUGAGUCCAUUAUACCCAAGGAACUGAACAAUGUGCAGAAGCGUUACGAGGGAGUAGACCAGUAUGCCAAGAAGAUCGAGAGUUCUCUGCUGCAAUUCCUCAAGAAGUUCCAUGCCGACAAGGUGGGCAUGCUGAAGCGUCUGAUUGCCACGCAGCGUGAGAAGGUUGCAUGGUGUCAGCCCGAAUCGUCGAGUGACAAAUACAACUUGGAUGUGAAGAAAUCCUCGUUACAGGAAGUUAGUAAGAGUAUCGAUGACUGCAAGGCGCGUCAUGCGGAAACACUUAAAUCUCUGGAGAUGCUGAAGGCCGUCGAGACACCACAAAAUCUCGCUGAGCUCACGAAUGAUGCAUUGCUGAUGGAUAGGGAGAUGCAAGCGUUGCAGGAUAGCUUUGAUCGCAUCAAGGGCAUACUCGAUGAGAAUGUGGAUCUGUGGUCACAGUAUGAACAGUCGAACGAACAAAUCUCUAACUGGCUGCGUGAUGUCGAAGGUCGUGUCAAAGCUGAGACCAGCAGCCAAGUGAAUCUGCCAGAGGUGCCACAGAAACUACAAGAGUUGGCGGUGCUCCAGCAGGAUGUGUUAUCGCACGAGCCCAUUAUCAACAAUUUGGAGCAGACAUCUCAACAACUGAUUGAAAAGAAUCCAGAGGCACGCAUUGGACAAUUUGUCACGCAUCUUGUGCAGCGUUAUCAAACCGUUGCCAAGAGUCUGGCAGGACACAUUGAUAAAAUACGUAGCGCACAGCUGUCGAACGCCAACUUUGCCAAGGCAUCGAAGGACUUUAAUGAAUGGUUCGGCGAUUCCAAAAUUGAGUUCCAGGAAUUGGCACGUAUGGGUUCGCCUGGUUCCUCCUCAGCCACAGCUCAGCAGUUGCAGACCAUUAAGAACUAUCUGAAGACUUUCGAUAAUGGUCAGCUCUUGCUUAACAAUGCCGUUGAUAUUGGAGAGGCACUUUAUCCUGUGGUUUCGCCUGAGAAUCGUGAACGCAUUCGCGCCGAUCUACGUCAAAUGCGUGAAAAGUACGAUUAUCUGCGUGACGAGGCAAAUGCUUUAAUGCAACAGGUUGAAGGUGUGCUCAUUCAGAAGACAUCCAUUGAGGAGAGUUACACACAGGUGUCGCAUUAUCUCAACGAGUCCAAGGCCAAGGUUACCGCUGGCGAUGAACUCUACCCCACGUUGGCCACCAAGAAAGCUGCACUCCAGAACUACAAAACCCAAUUACAGGAGAUUACCUUGCACAAGAAUGCUCUAAAGCAAUUGCAUGAUAAGGCUGUCACUCUUUGCGAUGAUGAGUCAGAACGCAAGACUGAUGAAUCUAUUCAGGAGUACAAUACACUCUCGAAGAAGAUUUCUGAUCGGAUUCAAACCGUGGGCAAUCACGUGGUCAAACACGAAGCCUACGAUCAGGUGCUAGAGAAGGCACAGGAUUGGUUGAACACCAUCAAAUCAGAGGCCAUUGAUAUUCUGAACGAGACCACUUUCGAGAAGGAAGGCGCCGAAGAGAAACUGAUUGUUGUGGAGAAUUUAUUGCAGCAUAAGCCCGAGGGUGACUCUAUUUUCGAUACAUGUCACAAGCUGUUGGAAACGGUGCUAACUCAGACCCACCCCAGCGGUCAUCCAGCAUUGCUGAAGGGUUUCGAGGAGCCCAAGAAGGCUUGGGAGGAAUUCAUGUCGCUGUGCCAGGAUUCAUUGGUCAAACUCAAGCAGCUCUGCUCGAAAUGGGAUGAGUUCGAUUCGAUCAUUGAAGAGCUCGAUAACUGGAUGAAGAAUGUCGAAGCUGUGGUUAAGAAUCAGAACCUUAAGAGCACCGCCGAGGCAAAGAGUGCUCACCUAAAGCAACUGCAGGAGAGUGCCAAGGAUAUUGAGCGUCGUGGCGCUGCCAUCAAUGAGCUCAUGGAUCAGGGUCGUGAAAUUGAAGGUGAAACCGAUUUGAAUCUGAAACUGUCACGUCUCAACACACGCUAUCAAACCCUGAAAAAUCUGUGCAAGGAAUCCAUUGCAAAGUACACCAAUUACGUCAAGGAUCACGACAGCUUUGAUAAGGACUACGAAAAGUUCAAGGAGGAUCUCCAAGCCUGCGUCAAUGAGCUGUCCAAGACCAAUGAGAUUGUCGGCGAUCAAAAUGUGUUGCAAGAACAACAAAAUAAGUUGCGCGAGAUGUCCGACAAGCGUAUUACCGACUCGACGAUCUUCGAGAGCCUCAUUGAUCGCGGCGAGAAGCUUUAUGGUCACACCAGUCCCGAUGGUCGUGAGAUCAUUCGUCAGCAGUUGCGCAAUUUGCGCACAUUGUGGGAUAACUACACGGAUGAUUUGAACUCAGCCACGCAUAAGAUUGAUCAGUGUCUGCUGCAGUUCAACGAGUUUAGCAUUGCACAGGAUCAGCUGACCAAGUGGCUUAAGGAUGUCGACAAGGCCAUGCAGAGUCACACCGAACCAAAGACAACGCUGCAGGAGAAACGCGCUCAGUUGCAGAAUCACAAGCUGUUGCAUCAGGAGAUCACCACACACAAUGUGCUCGUCGACAAUGUUUGCGACAAGGCACAACUUUUGGUAGAUCAAAUUAAGGACAACUCUCUGAAUGUCUAUUUGCAAUCGAUUAAGCAAUUGUUCCAGAAUAUUGUGCAGAAAUCCGAUGAAAUCCUUCACAAUUUGGAGGGCUGUGUGCAAAAGCAUAAUGACUUAAAUAAUGCUCUUAAUGCGGCCAAAACAUGGAUAUCUAAUGAGAAGGCAAAGCUCCUCGAAUGCGACGAUGCUUAUGGCGAGAAAGCAGAUAUUAAACGCAAGAUUGAAACCCUUGGACAGUUAGCCCAAAACAAACCACAGGCCAUGAAUCUUAUUGCCGAUAUUCGUUCACAGUUCGAUAAUGUUAAACCAGCUACGUCUGAGAAGGGUAUUGAGGUGCUUGAGAAGGAAAUUGAUGAGCUGGAGACGACUAUGAAGAGUCACUUCGAUGACAUCGAAGGUAUCGAGGGCAAGCAAAAGGAUGUGCUUGCACAGUGGGACAAAUUCGAGAGCAAUCUCGAGGAGCUCACCAAGUGGUGUCGCAGUGCCGAAGCCGUUUUCCGCGAUCAACAACUCAAAUCGACACUCCACGAAAAGGUCGAGCAGAUGGACAAGUAUAAGAUUCAGCGUGAACUCAUCCUGCAAAAGGAGAAGGAAAUCGACGCCUUCGGCGAUAUGGCCCAUUCGUUGCUCAAUAAUAGCGGUGCUGAUCGACUGAAGACGUUGACAACGCAAAUUACAAAUCGUUAUCAACUGCUCCAAGUGCUCAGCAAGGAGGUUGUUAACCGUUGGUCCAAUCUCGUAGAUGAUCAUCAGUUCUAUCAGGACAAAUACAACGAGGUGGACUUGUGGUUGCAACCCAUUGAAACGCAACUCGAGAAGGCGCUCAAGGAUGAACCUACGCAGAGCUCGAACAUUCUGCAAGUUCUUUUGUCCGAGAAGGAGCAAGCCGAGAGCUUGUUUGCUGCUCUGAAUGCUGCUGGCGAAAAGGCUCUGCCCGAAACAUCCACACAAGGCCGGGAGAAGAUUCGCAAGGAUCUGCGAGAUAUACGCGAUCGUUGGGACAAACUCGACGAGGGCAUUCGCAAUUUGGAGAAACGCCAGGAAGCCCAAACUGUGCAACUGUCUAGCUAUCAGGACAUUCUCAAUCAAACCGUCAACUGGCUCGAUCAGGUCGAAAAGUUGCUGCACAACGAGAACCCCGCCAGCUGGACUAGUGCCCAGGAGAUACGCUCCAAACUGUACAAGUAUAAGGCCACCAAUCAGGACAUCAAUUCGCACAAACGCAUUGUGGAAGCCGUUAACGAGAAAGCGGCCACGCUGCUGACUACCGCUGCUCCCGCGAAUGCCGAUGAGAUUGCCAAAUCCAUCGCCGAAGUCAACAAACGGUAUGAGCAAGUUGGUCAGGAUUGUGGCAAGCUUGUAGCCGAUCUGGAUGCCGCUUUCGAUGUGUACCAGCAAUUCAGUGAGUUGCAAAAGGCACAACAGGAUUACCAGAAGAAUCUCUGGGAUCGUUUGACUGGCUAUUCCGAUUACUCUGGCAAUAAGGCAGCGCUACAAGCGCGUCUGCAAAAGAUCAACGAAAUACAGGAUGCUCUUCCCGAGGGCGUGGCCAAACUGAAGGCUUUGGAGGAGCAUAUUGAGAGUCAUGCCAGCAACAUUCCAGCACGCUCGAAGGAAGCCAUGACACGUGACUUGGCCAAUUUGCAUGCCGACUUUGAGAAGUUUAGCGGUUCGUUGUCGGAUGUAAAGAGCGGUCUCGAGAAUCGUUUGCAGCAAUGGAAUGACUACGAGGUCGACUUGGAUCGCUUGAUCAAUUGGCUGGGAGAAGCGGAGAAUGCGCUGAAGAACUACAAUCUGAAGUCAUCGUUUGAGGAGAAGGAAGAGCAAUUAAAUCGUUUCCAGUCCUUGACACAGAAUCUGCGUCAAAACGAGGCAGACUUUGAGAAGAUGAAGGAUGACACCUCAGAGCUUGUGCAGAGUUCUGGAGAGACUAGGAUCGCUGUUAAUGUGCAGCAAGUCUCGUCGCGCUUCCAAUCGAUACAGGCUACGGCUAAGGAGAUUCUUAAGAAAUGCGAACAAGCCGUCCAAGAUCACGGACACUUCAAUGAGAAGUACAAGCAAUGCUCCGAUUGGUUGGCCAAUGCUCAGGCACGCUACGAUGACUGCAGUGAUCUGUCAACGGUGGCAUCCCGCGAUGAUCUGCUUAAGAAACAGCUGAUUACCCAGGAGCUUUUGGCUCAACAGCCCACAGCGACUCAACUUUUGAACAGCACUGUAGAGCUGGGCGAGAAAUGCUAUAGCUCCACUGCGACAGAAGGCCGAGAAGCUAUUCGCAGUCAACUGGAUGAUUUGACGUUUGAUCAGUUGUUCGACAACAUUGCCAGCACUGCUCGUAAGAUUCAGGAUAAGAUUGCCAGGUGGUCGGGCUUUGAUGAGACCGCUGACAGUCUGAAGAGCUGGUUGGACACUGUGGAGCAAGAGUUGCCCGCUGAAAUUGAGUUGAAGACUACACUCGAUGAGAAGCGCAACAAAUUGCAGUCAUAUCGCGAUAUUGUCAAUGACAUUAAUAACCAUCAAGUUGAGGUGGGCAAUCUGCAAGAGAUUGCCGCCAAUUUGCCAGAGAAAACCGAACAUGUUGAUCAGAUUCUUAAGGACAUCACUGAUCGCUUCGGCAAGCUGCAAAAACGCGCCCAAGGUUACGUGGAACGCUACGAGGGCAUUGUAAGUGCUCAUCAACAGUACUCCAAGGCGGUCAUGGAUGCCCAAGAGUUUAUCGAUGCCACCCAGAAUACUGUGCACUAUUGGGGCGAUCUGGAUUUGGAGCAAACAUCAUUGCAUACCAAUCUCGAUCGUCUAAAGAACCUGAAGGCUAGUCUGGCUGAUGAAUUCCCACGUGUUGAUCAAGUACGUGCGCUGGGCGAGAAGGUUAUACCCGGCACUGUUGAUGUGGGACAAGUGAACAUCAAGUCUCAGAUUGAUACCACACAACAGGAAUGGGAAGGUUUGCUGGCGGCUAUCAGUUCAACCAUUGAAGCCAUUGAAUCACGACUACAACAAUGGUCAGAGUACGAGCAAUUGCGUGAUCAAUGCUUGGCUUGGAUUCGCGAUACAGACAACGAUUUGCAUGCCAUUGAUCUGAAGGAGGAUCUGCCCAAAAAGCGUGCGCAACUUGAUGCGUUGAAGGCGUUGCAGGGCGAUGUGCGUGCCAAGGAAUUGGAAGUGGACAAUGUUACAGAGAAGGCACAAACUCUGCUCAAGGGAGCCACGACAACAAGAGCAUCAGGCCCCGAGUUGGUGACCAAAUACCAGCAAAUCUUCCACAAGGUCAAGGACUUGAACAAUCGCUGGCAACAAUAUGUUAGCUCGCACGAGGACUUUGAUAACUCAAUUUCAGAAUGCUCAUCGUGGAUCAAUGACAUUAAAGAGAAGUUGGACUACUGCUCCGACAUGUCCUCUAUGAGUCCCAAGGAACUGGACAAAAAGUUGGCUACCAUACAGGAUGUUAUACUGCUUAAGGAUGAGGGCUCAGCUCGUGUGCUGAAGAUCUUGGAGCAGGCACAACAUGUACUGGCCAACACAGCUCCUGGUGGACACGAGGCCAUCAACAAGGAGCUGUCUGAUCUGCAGGAUCUGUGGUCCGGCAUUGCUCUGCGUAUUAUGGAUGUCAAGGCAAAUCUGGAUGAUUCCAUUACACAAUGGUCUGGUUUCUUGGACCAAGUGCAGAAUGUGCGCAAGUUCAACGAAUGGUUGGAUACGCUGCUCAAGGAAUUGGGUGAGCACCAAACCACAAUGACAGAGAAACGUGCACAGCUUGACCGUGUGAAGUCCACGGAGGAGAAGGUGCGAGUUGAGAAGAUCGAUGUGGAUGCAUUGAAGAUUCAAGCCAAGGAAAUGAUUGCAAGCGGUCAGCAGAGUCAGGCGGCCUUCCAAGCUCAGAAAGUACUCGACACUUUUGAUGAACUGUUUGGCAAGACACAGAAAUUGCUGUCGGAUCGUCAGGAUCAGUAUCGUGAUCAUCGCCUGUUCAAGGAAGCCUACGAUGAUCUGGUUAGCUGGAUUAGUCGCGCUCGUGAGAAGUUCCCUGCCUUGAAACAGAGCAGUUUGAGCGACAAAUUGGCCAUUGAGAAUGCUGUUCAAGCGACUGAAGCGCUGCUCAAUAAGCAGGCACAGGGUGAACUCCUGGUGGAGCAUUUGGUGCACACAGGUGAGGUUGUUCUGGCAAGUACGUCGACGCAAGGCCAAGAGAUCAUACGCAAUGAUAUACGCGCCCUACGUGAUAGCUUCGAGAGUUUGUUCCGCGAAAUCAAUCAGCAGAAGGAGAACUUGGAAGUUACCAUGGUGCAAUGGCGUGCAUAUAAAGAGGAGUAUGAACGUCUCAUGGAAUGGCUGCAACAAAUUGACAUACUUGUGAAGAACCACAAACUCAACCUCUGUCCCAAUUUGCCCGACAAGGAAAAACAGGUCGCCGACAUGCGUGACGUCAUGGCACGCCUCGAGAAGGGCAAGGAUGAUAUUGAUAGAUUCAAUGCCUCAGCUGCUGGUCUACUUAAAUCUCAUUUGGAUAGCUAUGUCAACAAUCAGCUGCGACAUUUGAGCUCCAUGUAUCAGGUUCAGGUGAAUCUGGGCAAGGAUGUGCUUAAGAAGGUGGAAACAAAUCGUGAUCAGCAUCGUGAAUACGAUGCUAACAUGAAAUCGGCCAAGGAAUGGAUUGCCAAUGCCAAGCAAACAAUACAAUCCGCAGGCGAGGGUGCAGGUUCCAAGGAGGCCCUGCAGCGUCGCCUGGAACAAAUCCAGGACUUAAUACGCAAUCGUGAAGUGGGCCAGAACCUGGUGCACACGGCCAUUAACAAUGGCGAGAAAAUCAUCAGGAACACACGCUCCGAUGGUCGCGAUGCUAUUAACAAUGAGAUGAAGGAACUGCAAACCGACUGGGAUCGCUUGGUCAAGAAAAUGUCAACGGCUAAGGUGCAGUUGGAAACGAAUCUACUGCAAUGGGCCGACUACAGCUCCAGCUAUUCGCAGCUGCAGCAAUGGAUCACCGACAGGGAGGCAAAAUUGCAACAGGCUUGCGAGCAAAAAAUUAUCAAAUCACAACGUGGUCAGCCUGGUCUCAGCAGUGGCUUAAGCGAACGCAAGGCCAACCUGCGACAGACCAACAACAUUGUCCAGGAUAUUGUCUCCUUCGAGCCAAUGAUUCAAUCCGUCACCUCAAAGGCAUCGGACUUGCAGCAAGGUGCACCAGCCACUGAAAUCAAUGAUAAGUACGAGAACCUUACCAAACAGGCCAAGGAUCUGUAUGCCAAGCAGAAGAAUACUAUCGAUAGCUAUCAGGCUUUGAUUGAUGCGGGCAAUGAGUUUGCCACCUGGUUGCGUAAUGCAAAGGAACGGCUGAGUAAGUGCUCCGAGCCCACGGGCGAUAAGCAAGCACUUGCGGAGAAGACACAUCAGCUAAAGAUUCUGCAGGGCGAAGUACCAGAAGGUUCAACGAAGCUGCAAAAUGCCUUGGCUCAGGGUGAAAUUGCUUGCCGCACAGCCGAGCCCGAGGAUUGCGCGAUUAUCGAAGAAGAAGUUGCGUUGCUGCAAGAGGAAUUCGAUGCGUAUGUGGAAGCACUCAACAAGGCCAAGGAUUACUUGGAAGUGGGAAUUGUCAAGUGGUCCGACUACCAAGAUCAAUACACCGAAGCGCUCGAAUGGUUGACCAAGACCGAAGCUCUGGUCCAGUCCUACAACAAGCUGCAAGAUAGCCUCACCCAAAAGAAGGUGGUGCUGGAGCAGUUCCAGGGUCAUCUCCAAACACUCUUUGAUUGGCAAAAGACAUUGGAUCAUCUGAACAUGAAGGCUCAAGUGCUUUUGGAGACUUGCUCCGAUACACGCAUCAGCAAUGCCAUCAUGCAGUUGACCACCAAGUAUAAUGCACUGUUGACACUGGCUAAGGAGGUGAUGCGACGCCUGGAGAUGCACUACCAGGAACAUCAGCAGCAUCACACUCUCUACGAAGAGUGCCAGUCGUGGAUAGAGAAUACACGCGAGAAACUCGCAGAUUGUGAGCAGAUUCCUGGCACUUUGAAUGAGGUGCAAAUCAAGUUGAACACCGUCAAGAAUUUGCGUCAAGGUUUCGAAACUGGUCAGAACAAAUUGCGUUACUUGUUGGAGCUGAAGGAGAAGGUCAUCAUGAAUACGGAACAGAAUGGUGCAGCCAAAAUACAGGAAGACACCGAAGCACUCAAGCAGGACUUUGACAAACUGCUUGUGGAUUUGAAUGAUGUGCGCCAGAAGUUGGCCAAUCGUUUGGCUCAGCUCGAGGAGAUCUUCAAGUUGUACAAGAUUCUGCUUGAAUGGCUUGAGGACAUUGAACCCAGUGUUAAGGCAAGUGAAGAGUAUCUGAAUGACUUGAGCGAAAAGCGAGCUGCACUGGAGAAAUUCCGUGUCACGCAACGUGAUAUCAAUGGACACAACGAUAUCGUGGAAAAGAUCAAUGUGCGCUUGCGUGAGGACAACAGCCUGGACAAGAAUGACUUCCAGCCUGGUCUGAGCAAGUUUGAAGAUCUGCAAGCGCAGGUCAACAAGAUUAUCGAAUCGCUCGAGAAUCAAGUGAACAAUCACGAAAAGUACAAGCAUGCCUACAAUGAGCUGCAAGAUUGGCUGCGUCGCACUCGCAUUGAGGUGGAACAGUGUGCCGAUUGUCAUGGCGAAAAGGACCGCGUUGAGGAUCGUUUGAAUCGUUUGGGCGACAUACAAUCCACUUCCAUGCAGGGCAAAUCGCUGCUGGAUGCUUGCGAAGAGCUCAGCCAGGCGGUGAUUGCCACCAGCGGCAGCGAAGGUCAAGAUAAUGUGGCCCAAGAGAUUAAGCACUUGAAUAGUGAGUGGGAAACAUUGCAAGCUCUGUCGAGAGAUGCACGCAGCGGUCUGGAGUCAUGUUUGGCCGCUUGGCAGACGUUCCUGCAGAAAUUCAACAAGAUUAAUCUGUGGAUUGAUACAAUGAGCAAGCGCGUUGCCAAAUCUCAUGAAGGCGAUAACAAAACCCCCGAAGAUUUGGUCAAUGCCAAGAAAUUGCUGGAAGAGGUGCUCGCUGAAAAGGAGAAUGUCGAGGAUUUGAACGACAACUGCGAGCUACUCAUGGAACAAAGCGCCUGCACUCGCAUUCGCGAUCAAACCAUUGAAACUCAAGCCAACUAUACUAAAUUGUUGACUGCCGCCCAGGGUCUGGUUGCCAAGAUUGAGAAGAAUCUGUCGGAUCACACUGAGUUCCUUAAUUACAAGAACGAAAUGGAUGCGUGGAUUGAGAAGGCACAGCAAGUGCUCAAUGAUUGCACCAUUGAUGGAAAUGCCCAGGCUAUUGCCCAAAAACUGGAGACAGUUAACUCUCUGUCCUCGCAUCUGCCUGAGGGUCAGCAUUUGCUUGCCAUGGUGCAGGAUGCCUACUCGAAGGCCUCUAACAUUACACCCGAGGAUAAGCAGGAGAAACUGCGUGAUCUGAUGACAAAGGUACGUGAGGAUUGGGAUGCCCUGGGUCUGGCUGUUAAACAGAAGCUCAGCGAUUUGAAGCAAGCACAAAACCGCUGGAAUGACUUUGCUGUCAACAAAGAUAAACUCGACAAGUGGCUGGUCGAAACGGAGAAGACAUUGAAGACACCUCCAGAGACCAAGGGCGAGUUGAGUGAGAUGAAAACACUCUUGGAACGCUACAAGACACUGUCCAAUGAACUCAAGCAGAAGGGCAACGAUCUGGAACAUCUUAUGUCGGAGGCACGCGAUCUGGGCACCGAAGUGGAUGCUGUGAAUCGUCUGCAAUCCCGUUGCGAUAAACUGAAGAACGAUUGUACUGCAUACAUCAAGGACUUGGAGCAAGAGAUGCUCGACUAUAAUGCAUACCACCAGAGUCUGCAAGAUGUAGAGAAAUGGUUGCUGCAGAUCUCCUUCCAGCUGAUGGCACACAAUUCCCUCUUCAUUUCAAAUCGUGAGCAAACCCAGGAGCAAAUCAAACAGCACGAAGCGCUGCUUGGUGAAAUUCAAAAGUAUCAGACCAAUUUGGAUGAUCUAAAUGCCAAGGGACAGGCGCAAAUUAAACGCUAUGAACCCACAACUCGCGAAAUACGUCCAACUGUUGAGUCGCAGCUGAAGAACAUUCAGGACAGCUAUAACUCAUUGUUGCAGACAUCAGUGCAAAUUAAGAAUCGUCUCUUGGAGUCGCUUGCCAAGUUCCAGGAGUACGAAGAUACGCUGGACAACAUUAUGCGCAAUCUGGAGACCUACGAGCCAAUCAUUCAAUCGGAACUUGAUGCCCCGGCUACAAGCUUGGAGUUGGCACAGAAUCAACUCAAGUGUGCCCAGGAUAUGCAGCAAAAGCUGAAUAACGAAAAGUCCCGUCUGGCAGCCGCUGUGCAAGCUUGUGAGGCAGCCACAGCGUCGAUCAGUCGACCAAGCUCUCCUCUAGAGACAGCUAUGCAUGCGAUACCCGAACGUGAACUGAUGGUGCGCGCCAAGCUAGAAGAUCUGCUGGAUCAGCCAACGCCAAAUACUCAGAGCUCAACGAAGAAUGUCGAUGAAGAUGGUGAUGAUGUCGAUGACGUUGAGCUCAGCGAAGUGAAUGAGGCGUUAAUGGAUCCAAUUGCUCACGAGCGUAUUACGAACUAUCGUCGUAUAGUACGCUUGAAUAGUGCACACGUGAGCAAGCUGAAUGCACUUGUCGCUAAGGUGCAAUCCCACUUGGGUGGUUUGACUGCAUCCGUUAGCGAGCUGGAGCAACAGCAGAAGCAGCGCGCUGAACUGCAGGAUUGGGUGAAGAAACAACAAGGCUCAGUCGCCGACUGGCUGAUGAGGCCUUGCAAGCUACGCUCUGAGGCCGCACAACAAGAACUGGUGUCUAUGAAUGAUCUGCUCAAUUCCAUUGGCGAUAAGCGUUCCCAGCUUAUGCUGGAAAUGACGGGAUCAUUGGGCGAUGAGGACACCGAUCUGGAUGAUAACAUCGAUAAGCUGGAAUCAGAGCUGAUGGACGCCAUUGCCAAGAAGCAGGCGGGUCAAAAUGUCAUCGAUGGCUAUCGCCAGGGCAUGCAGGAUGUGCAGAAUUGGUUCGAUUCAUUGAUUAAGCGUAUGGAUGUGCUCGAUCGCGGCUCUGGCCUCAAUUGUGCCCAGAAGAUGGCUGCCAUCAAUGAGAUCAAGAACGAGUAUGAAUUGCAAGGACAUCCCAAGAUCCAAGAGCUCAAGGGCAAGGCAGCUCAAGUCGCUGAGGUGAUUAGCAACCUAGAUGGCCAACAAGUCGAAGAGCAAAUGAAAUCGUUGGAUCGUCGCUUUGCUGAUCUUGGCAAGCGCAUCGAUCGCAAGGCUCAGCUGCUGGAUGUGACCAACAAGGGCGUUGAUGGCGCUAAGGGUGAAAUCGAGCAGCUCCAACUGUGGGUUAAGCAGCAAAUCGAUGAGCUGCAAGCUCCUGCUGCACUUGGAUUCACUCCUAAAGAUGCAGAGGCUCGUCAGCAGAAGAUUAAGAGCUUAAUGAAGGAUGCAGAGGCCAAGCAAUCGCUUGCCGAUGUGCUGGAGAAGCGCAUUGCCAACAUGCAGCCCGAACUGGAGUCUGCCGAGUACGCACAAUUGGAGUCUGCGCUGCGUAAUCUUAACAGUGAGAAUCGCAACUUGUCUGGCGUCCUCAAGGCCGAGCUUGACAAAGCUUUGGAGGCGAGCAAGGCGCGUAAGGCGCUGGAGAAUGAUUUGGACAAGGCUCGUCAAUGGCUGAAAUCCAAAAUAUCCGAAGUGCGCAAAUUGCCGGUUUAUCAUCCAUUGACCUCUGCAGAGAUUGAGAAGAAAAUCCAGGAGAACAAGAAAUACGAUGAUGAUGCCAAGCAAUUCAAUGAUAGCGUACUAAGUGAUGUACAGCGUCAAGCGGCCAAUAUCAUGAAGGAUUGCGGCGAUGCUGACAAGGCGGCGCUUCAAAAGAUUCUCGAUGAAAUCGCAGCUGACUAUCAGACACUGAAGGAUGAGAGCGGCAAGCGCGGCAAGUCCUUGGAUGAUCUGCUUCAGGGUCGCAAAGCCUUUGAGGAUUCUAUGAAGAACAUGGGUGAUUGGUUAAAUGAAAUGGAAACCGCCACCGAAGGUGAAUUGCGUACCACCAGUUUACCAGUGUUGGAGGAACAGUUGGCGCACUACAAGAAGCUGCUGCAGGACGCCGAGAACAAGGGUGGACUUAUCAACGAUGUGUCCGAGCAGGGUAAGAGCAUCUUGCCCACGCUCAGCAAUGCCGACAAGCUGAAGCUCAACGAUGACAUUAAGAACAUGAAGGAUCGCUAUGCACGCAUCAAGCAAACGAUUGAUGAUCGCACUAACACCUUGGGUGAUCACAUCAAGAAGUACAAGGAUGCCAAGAAUAGAUUGGCUGAUUGCAGUCAAUUCCUUGGCACCAUUCAGCAGCGUUUGCGUGAACUCAAUCGUCCGAUUGGCUCACGAAUUGAGGAUGUGCAAGAUCUGUUGGGCGCCUAUGAAGGCAUUCUCAAGGAACUCAAGGACAGCAAGCACAAAAUGGGUGACAUGCAAAUGGAUGAUCUGCCCGAACUCCAAAGCAUUCUGAGUCAACAGGAUGACAUGAUCAAAAUGAUUGAGGAUCAAUUGGCGCAUCUGCGACAACUUUUGCUGCUGCGCGAGCAGUUCAUUGCUUUGAUCAACGAGAUUAUUGCCUUCAUUAUGAAGUACACUGAUGUCAUCAUCGAUAUCGAGAACUCGCCCGACAGCCUAGAGGAUAAGAUUAACAAGUACGACAAUGUGAUUGUUAAGAUUCAAGAGUGCGAAGGUUUGCUCGCUUCGGCCAACGAUAAGGGCCAAAAGAUUGCCUCCGAGGGCAAUGCUGCGGAUAAGAACAGCAUCACCGAGCAGCUGCAAUCGCUGAAGAAUCAAUUGCAAAAUCUCCGCAAGGCUGUUGAGUCGCAACGCCAGAAGCAUCAACUGCAGCUCGAAUCCCACAAGAAGAUGGCCGCCGAGUUGAGCGAUAUUCUCGACUGGUUGCACAGCAAUGAAGGUGCUGCCAAGUCACGUCCAUUGUUGGAUCGCGAUCCCGAGUCAGUGGAACGUGAACUGCAGAAACAUCAUGCACUAAGCAAGGAAAUUGAUGACCAUUUGCAGAAGUUCAACAAAAUUAACGACAGCGUCAAGACAGAGUUGGGCAUGCCCAGCUCUCUGCUGGAGAUGCUCUCCGAGGGUCGGUCGCUGGUCGCCUCGCUGCCCCACGAGUUGGAGGAGCGCGAGAAGUACUUGAAGAACAAUCGUGAUUCGCGUUUGGAGUACAUGCAACUGGUGGCCAAAUUCAACGAUUGGGUCCACGAGGCUGAGCUUCGUUUGCAGAACAGCCAGCAUGGCAUUGACUACGAGCAUCUGGUGCAUGAUCUGGAUGAGCACAAGAUCUUCUUCAGCAACGAGGCACCCAUUCGUAAUUUGGUGCACAAGCAAAUCCAGGAGGCAUCCGACAAGAUCUGGUCCUCAUUGAACAACUACGAGCAAUCAGAGCUGUCCGCCGAAUUGGCACAGUUCCAGACCAAGUUGGCCAACACAUUGGCCAAUGCCAAGACCCAGCAGAGUGAGCUCGAAAAGGAAGCGGAACGCUGGCGUGAAUACCAACAGUCCAUCGAUCGCGUCAAGGCCACCAUCGAACGCACCAAAUUCAGCGAUGAGCCUGUACAGAAUUUGGCUGGUCUUCACUUUAAUAUUCAGAAGCUGUCGCAUGCCAUUGGAAAUGUACAGAGCCAGAACAGCGAUCUAUCGCUAGUGAACCAGCAGGCACAAUCCCUGAUAAGGCAAGCCGACGCCCGCAAUCGUCAAUUGAUUGAGCAGGAUAACGCGAAUUUGAACCGCAGCUGGCAGGAUCUGGUGCGUAGCCUGGAACAGCGACGUGACAAUCUGCAACAGUUGGCCGAGCAUUGGGAUACAUUUGAGAAUAGCCUGCACGACUGGGAGAAGGCAUUAGGACGUUUGGCCGAUAAGUUCCGCAAUGUCGACCCAACUGUAAGGUCCCGACGUCAUUUGGAAGAUACAAAGAAUGCCAUUCAGGAACUGCGUGAGGAAUCAAAUGAACUUAAAUCAUCACAUAAAGAAAUCGAGGCGCUCUCAAAAUCCAUCCUCACAUUCCUUGGGGAAGUACACAAACCCUCGGCGGAGGCCAUACAGGCCAAAGUGGAUAAGUUAGUUGAACAGCAAUCAAAAUUGAACGAUACAUUACGCGAUAAGGACCAACAAGUUAGCAAGGAUCUCGAGGAGAUCGAACAAGUGUUCCGCCGCAUCUCGCAGCUGCAGGACAAGUUGAACGCACUGCACGAUCAAUUGCAAUCCGUACACGUCUACGACGAACACAUUGCCCAAACGGAACAAGCACUCAUCACAAUCAACAGCCAGGUGAAACAGGCAGCCGAAGAAAGUCGCGCGCUUGUCGCACAAACGCAAACGCACUAUCAAACCAAACAGAAUCUAUUGCCCAGCGAUAUUGCCCAAGAGUUUACCGCACUCGAACUGUUAGCGGAACGCGUGCAGGUAGCCAUGGAGACCAAAGAGAAGGAUUUCAAGCGCGCCAAGACCGUUCGCACCGAAUAUCUUGCCGGUGUCGAUGAGAUUCAGCGCUGGCUUAUGCAGGCCGAGGUUCAGGUGCAAGAGCGCACCUUGGAGCCGACACAGAUGAAGGAGCUGCUGCAGCGUAUCAAUCAUGAAAUCGGCACCAUUUACGAACGCUUUACGCUGGUCAAGACCAACGGACAGCUGAUCAUUGAGAAUAGUCGCAACAGCGAGGAGAAGACGCUGGUGCAGACAACAAUCGAUCAGUUGGCCGCUCAAUUGGCCCAGGUGCGCGGUUGGUUGGACGAGAAGAAACAGGCUGUGGGCGAUAGUUUGGAUGCAUGGACACGUUUCAUGAAUCUGUAUCAAAUUGUGAUGUCUUGGGUGGCCGAGAAGCGUACUUUCAUCGAUCAAACGAUUGAGCUGCGCACGUUGCCCGAGGCACGCAAUAAGCUGAAUGAUUAUGCGACGGCUGUGAAAAGUAUUAAACCGAUUGUGAAGCAUUUGAGCGAAAUGGACAAGGAACUGGAACACAUUGGUCAAGUGACAACUGUGGGCGAUCUCAAGGACAAGCUGCAGCAGGCUGAGGAUGCGAAGAUAUCCGUGGAAGCGGUGCUACUGGAGAGGAACUCACUGCUGCAGGAAGCCUGCGAGGAGUGGGAUCAAUGCGAACGCAAGAUCAAGGAUAUACGACAAUGGCAUGAAAAGACCAAACAGACAUUGGACUCCUCACCACAGUUGAAGAAACCCCUGCGCGAUCAACUGGGCUAUUGUGAAAAGACUCUGGCCGAUAUUAAUGUGCAAAAAACCAAACUAAGAUUGUCGAUUGAAAAAUUAGAGGUACACUUCCGCAAUGGCAUGGGUGGCGAUCCACGCCUUAGCGAGAACGUUGACGAUUUGGUGCGAUUGCUCGAUGGACUUGGCGAUGUGGUUAAGACCAAAUCGCAGAGCCUCGAGCAAACGUUGUCCCAAAUCGAUGUGUAUCAACAACAAAUGCAAACGCUUCGCCAGCGUAUCAUACAGGAGGAGCAGCAACUGCGCCUCGUUAUGGCGCCUACGUACUUGCCACACGAUCGUGAGCGCGCAUUAGCCGAGCAACAGGAAUUAUUAACGCAAGAACUCGACGAACUGCUACAAUCGCUCUCAACCGUCGAGGAUGGCAUUGGAAAUAUGAACUACAGCAGCUUGGAAGGCAUGCUACAGGGACUGAAGCUAAUCCAAGACAAUCUGGAAGUACACGAGAAAGAAGCACGCAACCUCAAGGAACAAGCGAAGGCAUUGCCCACAGAUCCGGCUACCGAGCGUCUGCUUAACGAAACUACAGAUCGAAUUGAUCUGCUUUUGCGACGCACACAGCAAGGCAUCACCAUGAUAGCCAACGCAAUGCAUGGUCAAAAGAAGCGCGAGCAGGAGAUCGAUGAAUAUCAGCGUCAUUUAUUGGAACUCGAACGGUGGAUCAACGAAGUAUCCGCCGAACUGGCCUCGUUUGAGACAACGCCCGAGAGCACCAACGAUGAGCUUGUGCUCAAGACACAGGUCGAACGCAGCCAGCAAUUAUUGCGCACGUUAAAGGAGCGCCAGCAGUCUAUGGAUGAUUUGGUUGAGCAGACACGUCAAUUGCAGGGCCAACCCGAUGUGGCUCCUUUGGCCGAUACACUUAUGGAACAGCUCCAGAGCAUAAUCAUCAUAUUGCGUGAGCAAAUCACUGUGGCGACCACACGUAUCUUCACUAUUGAGAAACGCAUCGUGGAGCUGCGAAAGGCCAAGAGCGAUGAUGCUCAGCGACAGCGUGUGCUGCAGGAUGCCAAGAUUCAGCCACCAAUUAGCACUCAUACGGCACCUGAAUCAAUCGAAUCCAACGAGAACACAAUUGAUUCCAGCUCGAUGCCUGAGGAGGAAGUCAAACCAACCGGCAUCUAUGUGGAGACGCAGACAUCAUUCAGUGAACGACAGCCAGAGCAACAGUUGCCACAACAGCCUGUACAACCACAGAUAACCACUAGUAAUGUGGAGGCCCAAACAAGUUUCCAGGAACCUCUGCCAGUGGCGCCCGUUGAAACAGCUGAAGUGGCACUGCAAACGCUAAAGGAACGUCCACCAACUGAGAACAUAAUGGUCACGCAGACACUACAGGAUGGCCAACAGACGAUACAGAUUGACACGACUCUGAACAAGCAUGUCGAUGAAACACCCGAGAAUGUGGAGAUUGAGGCGCGUUAUCAUCAGCAGCCCAAGGGUGAUGUUGACCGUGCCACCGAGUUGAUACUGAAAAAUGUACCUCAGGCAUUCGAAACUACAUUCGUGGAGCCCGAUGACACAACCACCGAGGUGGUUGUUGGUGCAGAUGGCACCAAGCAUAUUGUUGUGAAGAAGAUUACAACUCGUACGCGUCAACAAAUCGUGCAACAACAACAGAUCAGCUCCAUCGAGACUGUCAGCGAUGCCGAUGGCAACAUUGAAGUAAAGUCUACAGGUCAAAUCAAUUUGGAGAAUGUGCAGAACACAGAUACCAUUGCUGAUCCCCAGCAGAGCAGUGUACGCACUGUGAUCACACAGCAGACAAGAGGCACACUUCUGGAUGGCUCUCAGCCUGAUACGGUGACUGUUAGCGAGUUCGAAACCGAGCCAGUGAUUGAGCAAUAUGAGCAGCUGAUGAGUCCUGAUACCGAGGGCAAAUUGCAACCAUUCCGUGCCGAAGCUGGACAAUCUGACCUGGAGACACACGGCAGUAUACGCACCGUGAUGCAGCAGGUGACGCGCAAGGUUAUACGCAAAACACGCAAGAUUAUCAAGCAUGUGACAAUCGUUAACGGAAAGGAGCAUGUGACUGAGGAAAUUGUUGAGGAGCCAGAAGAGAUUGAGGUCACGGAAGAGGAGACAUCGCCGCAUGUGAAUAUCAACAUAGUGCGAACGGUGAAUGGCAAAGUGGUGAGUGAAGAGGAGUUCCAGCGUUUGAUGCAGGAGCCGGGUGUCGUCAUCGAAGAAGUUGCGACGGACCUGUCCCAAUCAGAGACAGUGGAACCGCAGCAACAGGUAUUUGAUAUUGAGUCUAUCAACAUCAGCACCACAACAACAACACAACCAGAACAACAACCAGAACCACAACAACAACUCGAUAUACAGACAGCACCAACAACAACUACAACCAUUACAACAACAACCAAAACAACUGAAACGACUAAAGAAGCACCUGUAGAAUUGUCAGCACCUCAAGUAGACAUUGAAGAAACCGUAGAAGUUGCAACUACCAGUCCUGUUAAUGUUACAGCAGCGGCAGUAACUACAACUACAACAACAACGACUAGCACAACAACUACAACUACAAUUCCACAAGAAAUCCCAACAACAACACCAAUAGAGACUGAAAUAGAGACCAAGACAGAGAGUGAGAUCGAAAUUGAGCCUGUGGUUGAAGAUAUCAAUGAGAUUUGGCCAGUCGAACAUCAUCUGAAUCCCACUAACAUUGAAUUCUCUGAUCAUGAAACCUCGCUCAUUCGACAGACAGCUGGAGGUCUACCAGCUGAAGAUCCCUCCAUGCCAGUUGAUACCAUUUGGCCAACAAGUCCCGAAACUGGCAAUUCUGUCUCUCUCGAAUCCUAUGAAUUUGAACCAACAUCCCCAAGACCUAAGACUGAACAACCUCAAGUUGAGGUUUCAAAACCAACGGAGCAGCCACAAACACCUAAAAAGACUGACACGGAAGCCUUCCUGCAAGCAGAACAAGCACAAGCUGAACCUAUUAAGGAACAGCCCCAGACUACGGCAGCAAUUGCAACUUCAGAAUCCCCAGUUGUUUCUGAAAUUGUCGAAACGAAGGCGCCCCAAACUGAUGUGCGUGUGGCAACUCAACUGUUCAUUUCUGGCGAGGCAGCUGAUGCCGAAUCCCCACGUAAAACCUACCAGAUCACAGCACCUUCGGUGGCUACAGCUGCCGGAGUUGGUGUAUUAAAGGUGGCUAUGGAUGUGGCAGAGCCGGCAGCACAACUGCCCGGCAAGGUUACCAUGUCCAUUGUAGAAACUGUUGUUGCCUCGACCCCAGAUCGUGAUGAUGACGCUAGCACCAAGCGAAGUCGAAAGAAAAAGAAGAGAAGAGAUUCGGAACCUGUCGAAGAUCUUACACAACCAAAGACUGAACCCAAAGUUGAAGCUUUGCCCGAGCCGAUUCCUGUUUCCGAUAUCGAAGCGGAGUCUGUGCAUGAAACUGGCUACGAAGCCGAAGAAAAGACUGUUGCCGACGACGAUGAUUCCACGGAUUCGAAGAAGAAACGCCGCAAGAAGAAGAAGCAGCAAAAGGAAAAGGCUGAGGAAGAAGAUUCACAUGCACCCAUCUCUUCCGACAACUCGCCACGUGACGACACCGCUAGCAUUGAAUCGGAGGGCAAGGUGCGUCAUGAAUCGAUUGUGCAGAUCAGCGAUGAGAGUAACUUGUCCAGCAUCGACAUUGAUACAACCGUCAAAGUGAUUGAAGAUGCAGUUAUUACUUCACCUUCGGAGUCGCCACGCCAACCAUUCACCGAACUAGUUAUCCCGACCGAAGUCGUUGAGCUCGCACUCGUUGAGGACGUGGAGCAGCAGACGACACCACGUGUGCCAACGCCAACAGCUGUAGAAGUUGAGCAAGAGAUUAAAUCCUCGCAGACAUCGCCACAGCAUCAGCCACAGCUCGAUGAGACGGCAGUGCAAACCAGUCUGGAUGUGCAACCCGACAAUCAGGAGAAUGAAUCCCAAACACUGAUUGUGGAGAUUACGGAAACCGAAGCUCAGACGACGCCACGUACGCAGGACGAGCAGCCGGAGCCGGUCGAAGUCUCGACAACAGAAAUCCAAACCGAUGUCAGCGGCCAACCCCGCGAGACUGUCGAGAUAUCCAGUCAAACAAUUGUGACAACCACCAUUGAGAAGGAGUUGCAAACAACGCCUAAGGAAUCUCCACGUGAUGUUGAGCCCAGGAGUGAGCAAGUAGUGCCAUCGCUGGUUAACGAUUUGGUUAAGGAUAUGACCAUUGAUUUACCAGUACCCACUACAGAGCAAUCCACGUUCACAGAAGUGACGACCACAACGGAGACGCAAAUGCAAACAAUGACACCGGAGCCCACAGAGCAAUUGAUCGCUGCCAACACUGUGGAACCUGUCGAGUUGAGCGAUGUACUUGUGCAGACCACACCGAGACAGGAUAGCCCGCAACAGCCAGCCUCCCUGGAAGACAGCUCACUCACUACCACAUCCAUUUCGGAACCAUACGAGCUGGAGGUGCGUACCACAGUGGCCAUACCACCUGACUCGGAUACAUCCGUGGUGGAGCCAACUUUGUAUGAGUACACCCAAACAAUUGAGCUGCCCAAGCCGGAGAAGCCCAGCAAAAAGGGCAAAAAAGCCAAGAAGGAUGCCAAGGAGCCACCAGCAGUGCCAGAAGUGGAUCAACAAAUCAGUGUUACAGUUGAGAUUGCACCUGAGCUGUUGUCGGAAUCGGGCAUUGUAAUCUCCACCAACCAGCAAGUGGAAGAGGUGCCAUGUGUGCCACCUACAGUCGAACCAAUUGAGCCCGCUGAGAGCGAUGCGCAGAAACCACAAAGGGUUCAGCUGCAAAUCACCAAAACAACGGUUUACGACGAGUAUCCCGAUCUGCCAGUGCACAUCACCGAGCAGAAUAAGGUAAGCAUUGCCUCGCAGCAGCAACAGAGCAGCAGCAGCAAGCCACGCACUGGACCCACCUCGUCAGUAACCAUUGAAGAGGUUGCCUCGCCCACCGAGGAGUUGAUUGUGCCCAUCACACCGGGCCCCGAUGUCAAUCAAGAAAACAUUUGGGUCGCACCCACGAGCAACGUUAAUGUGGCGCCGACUCCACUAGAUGCUUCACAAGCGCUGAUCAUGAGCGAGAGCCUGCAGCUUUAUCCGGGCAACAAGCAACAGCAGCCGCAAGUGUUGUGGACUGAAACCAAGGAGGCCAUUGAUAAUCGUAUCAGGCAUCUGAAACAAGCCUCACCACAGCAGCAAACACCGCUAAGCGAUGUGCUGCACUUGGCAACACUGUCCGAGCAGAUUAAGCAAGUGCCCAGUGAACAGCGCCUGGUAGAGGUCAACGAUGGGUUACAGUCUUUGGAUGCGGCCAUUCGCAGUGGUGACAAAACCAUCAUACACACUACUGUUAUCACGGUCAUUGAAAAGGUCUCAACCUGGCUGGAAACGAUCGAGUAUCGUGUCUAUUUGAUACGUCAGAACUCAAAUGAAGGUCCUUCCGAACAGAAGCUGAGCAACUACAAUACACUGAACGAUGAGUUGCAUGCCAUCAAACACAAUGUUCAAACAUUGGAGGGGCAACUGCAGCACGUUGACAAACCAUUGGGUGAGGAGCUCUUGCACUGCGUGGACACACUAAAGGAGCAUGUGGAUGCAGUGCAACAGGUGACGCAACAGAAUCAAGAGCAAGACAGCAACGAUCUUGACAAGUGGCACAACUUUGAGCUGCUUUUCCACGAAGUGACCGUCAUGCAGGAACAACUGCAGCUACGCUACGAGCAGGCUACCAGCCAAGAGCAUCCGCUCUCCGUGAAGCUUGCCAUACUUAAUGAGCUUGAGCAGCAGCACGCAGGUUGCCAACAGCCGUUGGCUGAGCUCAUGCAGACGGCACGCUUUGUGCAACGCGAUUUCCCCGGCAAGAAGAUGCCACAGGAUGUGCACGCCGCUUACGAGGCGAGUAUGAACAUUGGCAACAGCAUCGAGGCGGAGCGCGAUCGUCUGCUGCAACUGCAAUCCUUGGCCGAGGAGUACGAGCAAACGCUGAAGGAGUUCACCAACAUCACAGUAUUAGCCGACAAGAUGAUGGAGAGUCCGAUUGUAUCCAGUUCGCUGGAGCAGCUGAACAACGAGGUGCAGAAACAACGCAAGUUCUUUGUCAAUCUCAGCCAUUGCCGGGCCAUGCUUGAGUCCUUGGAGGAGAACAUUGACAGCGAGACGCGUGAGAAGCACUCGGAACUGCACAAGGAACUCUAUCAGAAGGCAACCCAGCUUCUGGAGCGCGCUUCAGAACGUUCCUCGAAGCUGGUGCAAGCCGCUUCCCGCUGGACUGUGCUGGAGAAGGGCAUGCGUGAUGAGUUGCAGUGGCUACAGGUGGCACAACAACGUGUGCCAGAUCUCUCGGCUGUAACUUCCGCCGAUUACGAUCAAUAUGCCACGCUCUAUCAAUCGCUGAGCAAUGACAUCUCGCAUCACUAUGUGAAGAUGACCCAACUCUCGGGCAUAGCCAACAAACUGCAAUUGCUGGUCCAAGCGCCAAAUCUGGUGGAGGAAACGAACGAGGCGCUGAUUGUAUUGUUGAAGCUGCGCGAAGAAGUUGCACUAUAUCUGCAUCGCCUGUUGAUCUUCAAGGAGAUCUGGGUGCAGUACGAACAACAGACCGACAAAAUGGAGGCAUUCGUACGCGAAGCGGAGCAGGAAUUGCGUCAAAUCCAAAUACCCACGAAACCCACAGAGGAGCCCAUACCACAUAUGCGUCAGUUCUGGGAGAUCAAGGCACGCUUUGAGCUCCACAACAACAUACGCAAUGAGGCAGGACACAGUUUGGAGAAAUCUCUGAAGGUUAUUCCAUUGGCCGAUGAGAUGCUGCAACGUCAAUUCCAUGCCCAGCUCGAGGAUCGCUGGCAAGCCGUAGCCCAGGCCAUCGAGCUCAUCCAGCACAAUAUUGUGGAGUGCCUUUCCUCGGAAGAUAUGCCGCCCGAUGAGAAACUGAAGCUGGUCGAACGUGAAUUGCAGGAAAUCUACCUGACCAUGACCAGCAUGAAGGGUGUCAUCAAGAACGAAGAGGAACUCAGUCUGUACAUUGAGCGGGUUCAAGUGCUGCGCACUCGCGUCGGCUUCAUUGGCAACGAACUGGGUCGCAUUGGCCUCCAGGAGCCUGCGAUUGAGCCCGAGAAGGUGGGCGAACUCUUUGCUCUGUCUCACAAGAUUACCACACAGAUUGCUGAGGAACUCGAAUUUGCUUCCGUGCUGCGCGAUCAGCUGCAGGCCAUACACGAAGGCAUCAGCAGUCAGCGCAAACAUCAGGCCAAGAUCUCGGUCAUACUCGAUGAAUGCGAGGCGGCCGAACGUCAAGGAGCCGAUGUGAUCGAGAAGGCCGUUGCCGAUUGCCAGGCAGCCGGUGAAGAACUCGUUAACAGUUGGCAGGAAAUAAUGCGUAUACGCCAAAUGCUCCACACGCUGCCCAUGCGUCUGAAGAUGUCUGUGUCGCCUGUGAAACUGGAACGUGACAUAUCCCAACUGCAAGAUGAUCAUGCUUUCCUCGAGAGCAAGUGCACCAAUAUUAUGGCCAUACUACGCAAUCGUUUGGCUAUCUGGCUGCGCUACGAGCGACAGUUGGAGCUGGUGCAUGGCUCUGUGCAGGAGACGGACUUUAUGAUGGAACUGAUACGUGUCCACGGACAGGUUGACUACGAACGCCUGCGCAAGGCCACCGAGAGAUUGGAGGGCUUGGCUGGUGAUCUGCAUAAUCGAGAGCAAUUGCUGGACGAGCUUAAGGGCGCCGCAAAGCCAUUGAUCGAGAGCUGUGAUGUCCAGAUAGUCGAGCAAAUUGAGUCGGCCGUACAGGAUGCAGUAGUCGCCUGGAAUGAUACCACGGAUAAUCUGCAACAGCUUUGCACACGCUAUCAGCGAGCCGUUGAGCUUUGGGAUAAAUAUCGUAACGCGUCGGCGGCGGUCAAGAGUUGCAUUGAACAACAAAUGGAUAGCGUAAAGUCGCUCGAGCAGCCCUUGGAUGCCAUGCAACAUGCCAAGGUCUGUCAAGACAAUCUCACCACACAGAAUGAUCGUCUGUUGGAACUGCGCGACAUUGUCGCCAAAAUCGCCGCAGAUGUUGGCCUGGAUGCCUCAUCGUUGAUGCAAGGUGAACUCGAUGCGUUGGGUCAGCGUUUGGCCGAAUGCAAGGAUGCGAUAACGACGCUGGCAAACGUGGCCGACACACAAGACAAGGAACGCAAACAGCUCGACAAGGAGGUGACACAGGCCAAGGUCUACUUCAACAAUGUGCAGCAGGAUAUUACACGUGGCGAGCCGCAGACGCCCAAGGAGAGCGAAGAGCAGCUGGCCGCACUGCGUGCCCAUCUGCAGACACUCGCUCGCACCGAGGAGCAGCUGCGUCAAUUGCGCGAACGCCAGCAGAACAACAGCAACCAUGUGCUGGCUCCCGCCGAUGCCAAUGCCGCUGAUGAUAGCAUACUCGAGGUGUUGGCGCUGUGGCAGAAGAUAUUCCAGGAUACGUUCCAGGAGUAUCAUCGCCUCUCCACCCGACUGGCACGCACCCAGAACAGCUCGGAAGCGUUGCGCCUGUGGCGCCAAUACCUGCAGCAUGUGCAAUCGUUCCUGGCCUGUGCCAUACCCGAGGACUACAGUAGUCUGCGCGAGCAGCAACAACUGUGUGCCAUCCACCAGAAUCUGCUCAUCUCUCAACAAAGUGUGCUCUCCGAGACGCCUCUCGAAUCGGAACUAUCCGAGCAGUACAAGGCGCUGACGAAUCUGCACAACGAGACGCUGUCGCGAAUUAUGCAGCGCAACGAUGAACUGGAACAACGUGUGAGCGGCUGGAAUGCCUAUCGCCAGCAGUUGGCAUCGCUGCUCGACUGGCUGCGACAACGCGAAGCCGAGCGCAAUGCGCUGCAACUGCGCUACAUUCAUCUGAAGCGUGUGCCACAUCUGAAGGCGCGUCUCGAUGCAUUGCUGUUGCAGCUGGCACGUGGCGAGCAGCAGAGUGCGGCACUGAAGGCACAGCAGCAACAGUUGCUGCCGUAUUGCGACGAUGCGCUGGCCACCGCCAUGCGCAUGGAGCAGGCGAGCAUCAAUCAGCGUAUUAGCAAUCUGCGUGCCGCCCUCGAAACCUGGCAGAACUUCCUCAAGCGCAUCAAACAGCUGUCCGAGUCAUACGAUGAACGUGUGCAGCAUCUGCAGACGGAGUUCGGGAAGGCACAGCAGUUGUUGGAUCAGGAUGCCCAACACCCGGCCACACAGCCAGCGGAGAUUGAGCAGCGUUUGGGUGCACUGCGGGCGCAGCGCGUUCAACUGGCUGCCCAGGCACCGGCGCUGGAGAGCCUUACGGUCAGUCAGGAGGAGCUGAAGGAGUGCAUCAGUCCGCACGACAUGAAGGCGAUACGUCAGCGCAGCUUCCUGCUUUGGCAGCAGCAUGCCGACCUCGACUAUCAGCUCUCCGUGCUCAUCAACUCGAUUGAGGAGCGUCUGUCGCUGCUGUCCAAUUACCAGACCAGGUACGGACGCAUCUCGCAGUGGCUGCGCACUCUCGAGGAGCGUGUGGAGCGCGAUGGCGAUGUUGCGGCCAUGGCCAAUCCGGAACAGGCAGCCAAACAGCUUGAGCAGCAGAUCAAUGGUGAGCUGCAGCUGCGCGAUAAGGAACGCGAAUGGUUGCUCUCCGCUGGCCGGGAGCUACUCACACUCUAUGCGGAUGCUUCGCCGCAAUCGCAGGAGGUGCGCGGUCAGGUGCAGCAGCAAAGUGAUGCGCUCAUCGAUCGCUGGAAUCGUCUCAAAUUCCUGUGCAAACAGCGUGCCACCAAGAUUGGCGAACUGAAACAAACGCUGCUGCGUCUUGAGGAGCGUAUUGCACUAAUCCGUGCCUGGCUCUUUGAGGUGGAAUCACAGCUGGACAAACCGUUGAGCUUUGAGAGCUACACGCCAAAUGUCAUCGAAGCAAAGCUCCACGAACACGAACAAAUUCAGCGUUCGAUUGAGCAUCAUAGCAGCAAUGUGGGUGAGGUCUUGAAUCUUGUCGAGAUGCUGCUGAACGAUGCGGACAGUUGGCGCACCCAGGUCAAUACAACUGGCCUGGCAUCAUCUGCCCAAAAUCUGGAGCAACGCUGGAAGAACGUUUGCAGUCAGUCCGCGGAUCGCAAGCAACGCAUCUUGACCACAUGGAAUCUGCUGCAGGAGCUCAUCAAGCUAACUACCGAACAAAAAUCGUGGGUGGCCAAGCAGGAGUCGCAGCUGUCCAGCUAUGAGCGUGAUCAGAAGUAUGUGAACAAGCAGAAGCUCGAAGAGCGACAGCAGGCACUGCGUGCCAAGCUGCAGGAGCUGGAAAUCGAGUCGGUUAAUCUGCGUCUACUGGAGCAAACGUAUGCCAAGCUGACGAGCAGUCCUGGCGUUGAGCCCGAGAACAUUCAGAAGCUGACGCUUCCCACCAAGGUGAUGGUCAGCAAGUGGCGUCAGCUGACGCCGCGUUUCCAAACGCUGCUCGAUGCCAUCGACAAGGACGCCAAGGUGAUGCGUGACUUUAACAACGCUCAACUGGAACUUACUAAAUCCCUGACGAGUAUUCAAAAGACGCUCGAGCAAGUCCCGAAUGCGGAGAGCGAUGCGGCCAACGUUGAACCACAAGCUGUGCUGCAGCGUCUUGAGGGUCUGGAGCGCAAGUUGCAACAGACCGAGCAGCAGGUUCAGCAAGCGGAUGCUCUAGGCAAAGAGGCUGAAGUGCGCACCAAACAACAACCAGCGCAGCUGAAGCAGUUGCUCAAGCUGAUCACAGAGUACACUCUGCUGUGGAAGACGGUGCAGACGCAACUGGUCACCGUGAAGACCACUUGGGCCGCACGUGCAGCCAAGCAAUUGGCCGGUGCCGUCAAUGAGACACACGCCAGUGUCCAGGUGAACACGCUGUCCCAGCGCAAGCUGCGCCAGGCACAACUGCAACGGGAAACCUCGAUUACGGCCAAGGAUGCCUACAUCAUGGAACUGCAGACGGCGAUUACCGAGUGCCGCAACAAUCUGGAUGAACUGCAGCGCACCAUUGUGGACAAGACCCGCAAGCCGGGUCCCCAGAAAAUUGCCAAGCUGCUGGGCAAUGCCCAAUCCUCGACGGAGUUGGUGAAGCAUCUUAGCAAUCUGCUCGUCACCGAAUGCAAUGCGGAUAAUCAAGCGGCGCAAGUGGACACUGUAUCAGAGCUAACGUUGCGCUUUGAAACGCUGCAGUCGCAGUGGAAGGCGCGACAACAGCACGAUCAGAAUGCAAGUGAGGUCGGUCGGCUAACGUGUCCGCUCUGCACGCAACGCAACUGGCAACAGAUCGACAACGAUCUGUGGCGUCUGGAGCAGUGGCUGCAGUUUGCCGAGAGCACUCAGAAAUCUCAAACAACGCCACCCUCGAACAUUGAGCUGCUUGAGGAUGUGACCCAAGAUCAUCGCGAGUUCUUGCUGGAUCUGGAGAGUCACAAGUCGAUCAUCUCGUCGCUGAAUGUGGUCGGUGAUCAUCUGGCCACGCACACGCUGGACACGGAGAAGGCGCGUCAACUGCGCGGACGUCUCGAGGCCGACAAUGAGCGCUGGAAUAAUGUGUGCAUCAAUGCCACCAAAUGGCAGGGUCUGCUGCAGACAGCGCUCAUGGGCAACAGCGAGUUCCAUCAGACCAUCGAUGAACUGGUCGAGUGGCUGCAACGCACCGAGAAGAACAUCAAGGCAUCCGAGCCGGUGGAUUUGACCGAAGAGCGCUCUGUGCUCGAGGGCAAGUUCAACAAGUUCAAAGAUCUUCGGGCCGAACUGGAACGCUGUGAACCUCGUGUUGUCAGUCUACAGGAUGCAGCCGAUCAACUGCUGCGCGCUGUUGAAGGAUCCGAAGAGCAGUCCCAGCAAACCUAUGAAAGAACCCUUUCCAGAUUGACCGAUCUCCGCCUGCGUCUGCAAUCCCUGCGUCGUCUCUCCGGCAUCUACAUUGUCAAGCUGGGCGCCGUUCUCGGCUACGAGGGCGACAAUCUGGGCGUGCCAUUGCAUAUGUUGUCGAAUGAGCUUUUGGAUAAUACUACAUUAUCAACCUCUUCUAUGCAGGCCGCCGCACCCAACACAGAAAAUGCAAACGAUGGCGAUGCUGCCGAUGGCGAUGUCAUCAAUACCACGGUACUGGCGCAAGGUGCUCGAUUCCUAGGACGCGUUGCACGUGCCUCGCUGCCCAUCCAGGCGCUAAUGUUGCUGCUUUUAGGUGUGGCAACCCUGGUGCCCCACGGUGAGGACUACACCUGCAUGUUCUCGAACACCUUUGCCCGCAGCCUGGAGCCAAUGUUGUCGUAUCCCCACGGACCGCCACCAACAUAGUAAACGAGUUGUGUCCGCGCCAGGUUGCCCUUGGAUUAGUGCAAUAAAUUCACAGUAAAAUCACAAAAACAGAAUAAAACAAACCAAGAAACAAACAAAUGAUAAAUGUAAAAACUAACAAAAAUGUAAAUGUACCGAGAGUGUGGAAAACAGAACAGAGAAUAGAAAUGAAAUCAACAACACGAAUAUGCCUUUAAAAAAAAGAUAAUAUGAUAUGAUAUGAUAUGAUACUAUAUACUAUAAAACGCAGAACGCAUAUGCAAAUUCUUGUACAAGUUGUAAGGCGCAUAGAUUGCGUCAAGUAAUGUAAUGUCAUGUAAAUUUUUGUAAUUUUCCACAUUAUUGAAGAGUGUAUUUUUUAAUUUUUGUUGGGUAGCUAGAGACAUACUUACAAACAAUAUACUUCUGUGUACAUACAAAACAAAACAAAACUCGACGAGAAGAAACACUAAACAAAAAAAACUUAAAAAUCAAAAACAAAAUGAAACUAACGACAAGUAACGAAAGAAACACU
Drosophila nasuta is the source of this 38338-nucleotide messenger RNA. RefSeq names its product Muscle-specific protein 300 kDa (gene Msp300). The transcript is spliced from 27 exons. Gene Ontology annotation, biological process: nuclear migration; negative regulation of cell population proliferation. Gene Ontology annotation, cellular component: meiotic nuclear membrane microtubule tethering complex; cytoplasm; nuclear outer membrane. The record is from RefSeq and is a predicted model, not a curated record. Bases 736 to 37824 code for a protein of 12362 amino acids. Gene Ontology annotation, molecular function: actin filament binding. Lineage: Eukaryota; Metazoa; Arthropoda; Insecta; Diptera; Drosophilidae.